AUGGAAUUCACGGGCUUUGUAAAGUCGUACAUUAAGCUUAUCCACAUAGAGGAAGCUGUGAGAGCACGGAAUUGGGCAAUGUUGUGCCAGAGAGAAGAUUUGUUGAAGAAAACUAACUUAAAUUUGAGCAGAUUAUGCAGUGUGCAUUUUGAAACUACUAUGUUUUCAAAUAAAACUCGGAGCAGGUUAUGCAAAAACGCAGUACCAAGUUUAUUUCCUUCAAUAGAAGACAGUCCUAACCAACAUUCGAAUAUUGAUCAAGUAAGCCAAUUAGACGUAGGCCGUCAAAUCAAACAAAGUGGAUGUCAUCCUGAAAAUGAAGAGGGGCCAAGUACUUCAACUUCUGGAAAUAUUACUUCAGACAAAAUUAGCUUUGGCCCUGAUGUUAAUAUGUUAUUUUUAUCUUCUGAUGAGUAUAUUCCUGAAACUAGUGUUUCUUAA
Messenger RNA from Diabrotica balteata, 441 nucleotides. The record is from the annotation of a GenBank genome assembly. NCBI's taxonomy places the organism in Eukaryota, Metazoa, Arthropoda, Insecta, Coleoptera, Chrysomelidae.